This is a messenger RNA of Syngnathoides biaculeatus (alligator pipefish), 3907 nucleotides long. It is a transcript of the gene xkr6b, whose product is annotated as XK, Kell blood group complex subunit-related family, member 6b. The record is from RefSeq and is a predicted model, not a curated record. The coding region runs from base 17 to 1747 and encodes 576 amino acids. The transcript is spliced from 3 exons. Gene Ontology annotation, biological process: phosphatidylserine exposure on apoptotic cell surface; engulfment of apoptotic cell; apoptotic process involved in development. Gene Ontology annotation, cellular component: plasma membrane. Lineage: Eukaryota; Metazoa; Chordata; Actinopteri; Syngnathiformes; Syngnathidae.
GUCCGAGGCCGCCAAGAUGGCAGCCAAGUCCGACGGCCGCGGGGUCGUCAGCGGCUUCGCCCAGCUGCGCGACCUGGACGAGGCGGUGGGCGCCGCGGGGGAGGGCCCCGACGGCGGAAGCUCCUUCCACAUCUGCCACUGCUGCAACAGCUCGUCGUGCUACUGGGGAUGCCGCAGCGCCUGCCUGCGCUACCUGCGGGCCGGGCGCGGGCGCGGGCGCGGGCAGGCGGCCCGGACCCAGCCGAGUGAAGAGCCGCGCCUGUGGCUGGACUGCCUGUGGAUCGUGGCGGCGCUGCUCGUCUUCUUCUGGGACGUGGGAAGCGACGUGUGGCUCGCCGCGCACUACUACCGCGACCGGGACUUCCUGCGGUCGGCCGUGACCCUCUUCUUCGUGCUGGUGCCCUCGGUGCUGGUGCAGAUCCUCAGCUUCAGGUGGUUCGUGCAGGACUACGCGGAGGGCGCGCUGGGCUCGGUGCGGGGACUCAGCAGCCGCCGGGCCGCCGGGCUGCGCCGCGACCGCUGCUGCCGGACCUCCGUGUGGCUGUGGCAGAGCGCGCUGCACGUCCUCCAGUUGGGCCAGGUGUGGAGGUACAUCCGCACCAUGUACUUGGGCGUCCAAAGUCACCGGCAGAAGGAGAACCAGCGACGCUUCUACUGGGCCAUGAUGUACGAGUACGCCGACGUCAACAUGCUGCGACUGCUGGAGACCUUCCUGGAGAGCGCCCCCCAGCUGGUGCUGCAGCUCUGCAUCAUGAUCCAGAGCAACAAGGCCGAGUGGCAGCAGUGUUCCUCGGUCUUGUCCUCCCUCCUGUCCCUGGCCUGGGUGCUAGCGUCCUACCACAAGCUCCUGCGUGACUCCCGCGACGACAAGAAGAGCAUGAGCUACCGCGGCGCUCUGGUGCACCUCUUCUGGCGUCUCUUCACCAUCUCCUCACGGGUGCUCUCCUUCGCCCUGUUUGCCUCGGUUUUCCACAUCUACUUUGGCAUUUUCGUGGUGCUCCACUGGUGCGCCAUGGCUUUCUGGGUCAUCCACGGCGGCACCGACUUCUGCAUGUCCAAGUGGGAGGAGGUUCUGUUCAACAUGGUGGUGGGGGUGGUCUACGUCUUCUGCUGGUUCAACGUGCAGGAAGGGCGGACGCGCUUCCGGAUGGUCGUCUAUUACACCGUGGUCCUCUUCGAGAACGCCGUCCUCAGCGGGCUCUGGUACGCGUACCGCGACCCGGCCAGCACCGACGCCUACGCCUCUUAUGCCCUCUGCGGCGUCUUCCUGUGCUUUGCCUCGGGCGUGGCCUGCAUGAUCCUGUAUUACGGGGUCCUGCACCCCGUGGGCCCCCGGCUGCGGGUCUUGGCGAGCUCCUGUUGCGCCGAACUGCUUUGGGGGCUGCCGUUACCCCCCGAGGCGGAGCCCAUGACGCCCACGCGGGGUUCGCAGGCGACACCCACGCGGGGCCCGGCGGGGGAGCCCGUCGAGUCCGACGAAGCCGCCGCGGAUUCCUGCCUUCCGGUUUUCCAGGUGAGGUCGACGGAGCCGCCGGAUGCGUCCGGCCGGCCCGUCCAAGCCGGGGGUCCCCUCAUCAAAAUUGACAUGCCCAGGAAACGCUACCCAGCCUGGGAUGCGCACUUUGUGGACCGGCGCCUGCGCCGGACCAUCAAUGUGCUCCAGUACGUGAGUCCUAACGCGGUAGGCAUCAGGUACAGGGACGGCCCCCUCCUCUACGAACUUCUUCAGUACGAAUCGUCAUUCUGAAGGUCGUCCUCGCGGUUUUGCCCCCCUCUCGUCACCCUUCGCUCCCCGGCUCUCGGCCCAUUUUGACGGUCCCGAUUUAUUUUUGGAGACUCAAGGAACAAGGAGAGCAUGACAGAACAUGACAAACGUGAAGCGUCCCUCUACAGCUGCGUACGAGUGUGAAUGUUUCUUUCCUUCUGGAAUUUGACUCACGCAUUAUUCUGUCUUGCUCUGACUGGACUCGCGCGUCCUCCCCGCCUCUGACGGGAAUGCUUGAGGGGCACUUCGCAGGGUGCGGGUCUUUUGCACAUCCCGACUUUUACUGCCAUUCUUUGUGUAAAUAAUGCAAAACAUAUUGAUCGUGUUUACCGAGAGCCACGUAGGGGGAAACAUUACGGUGCCGCAAUGGUGAGCUGGUUCUAGUCUACGGCUGUUGCUAUUUCUGUUCCAAAAUCCUCAAUCUCAUCACAUCAUGUAUGGAGAGGGGGGAGAGAGGGGAGACGCAACCUGACCUUCAAUCAGUUCCGGCCAUUCAUGAAAUCUUUUCUGCGCAGACCGCCCUCUGGUGGAGGCGAGUGCGUGGCAGCACAAUUUACGACAGAAGACGGCAUGCACGAAAGAGCCCAUUUUCCAAAUUCCAGAUUGGGAAGCAUCGUAAACGCAUUCCAGUGUGCAAAACCCCCCUCGCGCCAUUUCCCUCUCCAUCCUAGCGUGUUCUCCCUUCAGCUCAUCUUUCAUAUUUUGUGAAGUCGUGUUCCGCGACCAAAAAUAGUUGAAUGCUCCAACUAUUCAGGUAAACGUCCUGCCGUCUCUUGCUGUAUCGGCAGGCAGGCAGUACGCUUCAGUUGUCCUCGUUCGCUAGUUCUCAGCGUCUCCGCGGCCGCACGUGCCUAAUAACAUCGUACUGUAAAAUGAUGGUUGCGCUGAAAGGUCAGAGGGUUUCUUUUUUGCUCGCGGGUGGAAAAGGACCGCGUGACAAGACCCGUCGUAACAAAGCAUCUCGACGGGUACGCUGGUCCGUGACUGACUGGGGUGGUACCUUUACAAGUUCUACUUUUGUACCCUUGCAAUAUACAGCUUUGGAAUCUACCCGUACCUUUUUGGAGCUCGGAAAAGGUAUAGACCGGAGACGUUCGAGUGCAAAAGGAGCUUUGUGUGAACUACAUGAGCGCAGAGCGUACCUUUCGUGGGCUUGAAAUAUACAGUUUAGGGACAUACCUCCUCUUUUUUUUUUUUUUUUUGUUUGCCCCAGAAAAGGUCCAUGGAGAAAACACAAAGAGUCAACCUUGGAAUCCAAUGAGGAGAACUUUUGGACUACUAUCUUUCCAGGUACAAUAAAUGGCUCGUCACUUCGAGGUUAGCUUACCUUACUACUCUGUAAUCCGUCAGUUCCUUACGCUUGUCAUUGUCGGACAUUUCACUUUCAAACAUUCCCAGCCUAGUGUAUUUCCUGUCCCGGUACGAUAUGCUUCGCUUGCAUGUUGUAGAACUAGUAGACGCAUUCCUGUGCGGUGAUUGGUCAUCGAGCCUUGUCACGGAACUGUAGACUACUACCCUGCGUUGGAAACGAUCCAAAUCAUCGCUUAGCAAACCGCAGCGUGAUCCAGGGGUCCGAUCGUUAACUCUGUGAAGUACAUUUGGCAUCCAGUGACCCAGAAGGACAAAAACGGACUCCUCCUGGAGCCCCGCAGAACCUCUGGGGUUUUCUUUUGACAGGGUCCCUCUAGUCUCCUUGGUGCUUUGCCAUAGUCCUGGUAAAUGCGGGUCCUUCCGCUCGCCGGUCAAUAAUGGACUCAAGUGGAACAAUUCUGUCUCCGUGAACCCAACGGCGCAGUUGAGACUGAGCCAAAGAAGGACAACAUUCAGGGUUGACUUUAGACCUGAACAGAACUGAGGGCUCAGCUAGGAUGGAUUCAAUAUUCAGUCUCCAGUAUGAAUUGAUCUUUAAGCGUUCAGCGGCUUGGCGUUGCAGUGGUAUCCUUUUUUUUUUUUUUUUUUUUUAACCAUUGUCCUAUUUUUUUUCCGGCAUACAAGAUCCCAUUUCAAAGAGUGUAGCGGCCAUGUUGUCUCUGGGUUUCAUAAGAGCAUUCAAGUACAAAGCAAAACAGACAAUACAGGGGUGCCUCAGGACCUGCAAGCCAGACCACUAAAGAAUCAGACUCCGGGGUGUCUCAAUGCACU